This is a messenger RNA of Guyanagaster necrorhizus, 862 nucleotides long. Its product is annotated as 60S ribosomal protein L10A. The record is from RefSeq and is a predicted model, not a curated record. The transcript is spliced from 6 exons. Gene Ontology annotation, cellular component: large ribosomal subunit. Gene Ontology annotation, biological process: translation. NCBI's taxonomy places the organism in Eukaryota, Fungi, Basidiomycota, Agaricomycetes, Agaricales, Physalacriaceae. Gene Ontology annotation, molecular function: RNA binding; structural constituent of ribosome. Bases 50 to 706 code for a protein of 218 amino acids.
UUUUUUUUUGCGAAACUCAAGGGCCAACGAUCGACCGGUGCCAGCAAGCAUGAGUAGUAAACUUUCGGUGUCAAGCGUGCGGGGCCUUGUAAAAGAUGUCCUCGCUGAAGCCAAUGGCGAGAAGAAGCGGAACUUUGUCGAGACCAUCGAAUUACAGAUUGGUCUGAAGAACUACGACCCUCAGAGGGAUAAGCGUUUCAGCGGAACUGUCAAGCUCCCCAACGUUCCCCGUCCCAGGAUGUCCAUUUGCAUUCUCGCUGAUGCCGCCGACAUUGAUCGUGCUAAGCAGAUUGAGCUCGAGUACAUGUCCGUUGAUGAUUUGAAAAAGCUUAACAAAAACAAGAAGCUUGUAAAGAAGCUCGCCAAGAAGUACGAUGCUUUCUUGGCUUCUGAGACUCUUAUCAAGCAAAUCCCUCGUCUCUUGGGUCCCGGUUUGUCCAAGGCUGGAAAAUUCCCUACACCGGUGUCGCAUGCCGAAGACCUUAACAACAAGCUGACGGAGGUCCGCUCUACCAUCAAGUUCCAGCUCAAGAAGGUUCUGUGUUUGGGCGUCGCCAUCGGCCAUAUCCAAAUGACCGAGGACCAAGUCCUCGCCAACGUCAUGCUCAGCAUCAACUUCUUGGUGUCCCUUCUCAAGAAGAACUGGCAGAACGUCAAGUCCCUCCACAUCAAGACCACCAUGGGCAAGCCUGUUCGUGUCUUCUAAUAAGGGAAACGAACGUGGAUUUUGAUUUUUUCUGAGAUGGGUGGGUGGUAAUGGAUACGAGAAACCUGUGCGGCUGUAAUGCAUUCCAUGAAGCCCCGCACGCUUGUACCAACGGCUUUCAGGGGAGGAAGGUCGAUUGGGAGCUGAUAUGGUUGC